AGGGGUCACUUCGGGGGGCGGGCGAGCCAGACUCGGCGUACACGUGCAGAGACACAGAGGGCCUUGCCCCACCGACUCUCUCGCUCGCCGCCUCUUCCUCCCCGUGUCUCUCUAUCUCUCGCCUGCCCAGAGAAGCCAUGUCCGACGCCGCCGCCGCGAGUGAGGAAGGGCAGGUCACCUCCAAGAAGGGUCUGAAGAAGCAGCAGAAGGAAGCUGAGAAGGCGGCAAAGAAAGCUGAGAAGCAGGCUCAGGCGGCUGCAGGGCAACAAGGAAGUGAGGAAGAGGACUAUGCUAAGGAUCGCUAUGGAGUCCCGCCCAUGAUUCAAUCACAAGAAAGAGUGGAUCGCGUGCUGGUGCGUGUGGAGGAGUUGGCUGUGAAAAAUGCGGAUCAGAAGUUGUGGGUUCGAGCCCGUGUUCACACCAGCAGGAGCAAAGGCAAGCAGUGCUUCCUGGUGCUUCGCCAGCAACAGUUCAACGUGCAGGGCAUCGUUGCCGUUGGCCAGAACGUCAGCAAGCAGAUGGUGAAGUUUGCUGCAAGUAUAAACAAGGAGAGCAUUGUGGAUGUUGAGGGCUUUGUGAGGAAGGUCGACCAGAAGAUUGAGAGCUGCACCCAGCAGGAUGUAGAGCUGCACAUAGAGCAGAUUUUCGUUGUCAGCAUGUCGGAUCCAAAGCUGCCGCUGCAGCUGGAUGAUGCCACCAGGCCAGAGAAUGACAAAGAGGAGGAUGGAAGAGCAACUGUGAACCAGGACACAAGGCUGGACAACAGAAUUUUAGACUUGAGGACGACCACAAGCCAGGCUAUUUUCCGACUGCAAGCCGGAGUCUGCCAUCUCUUCCGGGAGACCCUCAUCAAUAAGGGUUUUGUUGAGAUUCAAACCCCGAAGAUUAUUUCAGCUGCCAGCGAAGGUGGUGCCAAUGUGUUCACCGUCACCUAUUUCAAAACGAACGCAUAUUUGGCUCAGUCGCCGCAGCUUUACAAACAAAUGUGCAUCUCCGGUGAUUUCGAGAAGGUGUUCUGCAUCGGUCCUGUUUUCCGUGCCGAAGACUCCAACACUCACCGCCACCUGACUGAGUUUGUGGGGCUGGAUAUUGAAAUGGCCUUUAACUACCACUACCACGAGGUGGUAGAGUCCAUUGGUGACACCUUGGUGCAGAUAUUCAAGGGUCUGCAAACAAGGUACCAGACGGAGAUCCAGACUGUUGGACGCCAGUAUCCAGCUGAGCCAUUCAAGUUCCUGGAGCCAUCUCUGCGUUUGGAGUUCCCCGAGGCGUUGGCCAUGCUCCGGGAGGCGGGUGUGGAAAUGGGAGAUGAAGAGGACCUCAGUACGCCGAACGAAAAACUCUUGGGACGACUGGUUAAACAAAAGUAUGACACAGACUUCUUCAUUCUGGACAAGUACCCGCUGGCUGUUAGGCCGUUCUACACCAUGCCUGAUCAUCGUGACCCCAAAACUUCAAACUCGUAUGACAUGUUCAUGCGUGGGGAGGAGAUCCUAUCUGGAGCUCAGCGAGUCCACGACCCGGAGCUUCUGACGGAGAGGGCCCGUCACCACGGCAUAGACCUGGAGAAAAUUAAAUCCUACAUUGACUCCUUCCGCUACGGCGCUCCCCCCCAUGCUGGAGGAGGCAUAGGUCUCGAGCGGGUCACCAUGCUCUACCUGGGCCUACAUAACGUUCGCCAGACCUCCAUGUUCCCACGUGACCCCAAGCGCCUGACUCCCUAACUGCAGCCGCCCACCGAGAGGAAUGCAGUGAAGCCACCAAGCCUUAAGCGGGGUUACAGCUUUGACGCUUUGUUUUUGACGUGCAUGGAAUACCUGCGGAAUGUUUAGAAAGCAUUCGCUGGAUUUUGAUCUUAGUGCUCCCCCAUCAGGGCUAUUUGCUUGUUACCUUGAUUAAUGGAUUUUCCAUGUCAUUCUUCACAGACUUUGUACUGGCAAUUUUUUUGCAAAAUGGUAAUUGUUAAAUAUGCAGUUUUCCAAAAAUAGUAACAAAAGGGAUUUAUUGGUCAAAAUGAUAUAAAUAAUCUGUGUGGAUAACGAAUCAAGACCUAAUGUUAGCAUUAACACGUGCUGAAUGAAUCAGCUUCAUGUGAAUGAAGGUGUAGUACACGCUGCUGUCGAGAAUAAUUUUCCCUGAUAAUACAAUACAAUUAUGUCCUUGUAUUAACCACAAACAUGAAAAUAUUGUUUACUUAUUCCUUCAAUUGUGAACAAAUUUUCAAAAAGUACAAAACCAACGAAAACUAGUAAUGAGCAAUGUAAUUUUUGAUAACUGCACAUUAAAAUUGUUGCCGUGAA
Lethenteron reissneri (Far Eastern brook lamprey) is the source of this 2300-nucleotide messenger RNA. It is a transcript of the gene DARS1, whose product is annotated as aspartyl-tRNA synthetase 1. The record is from RefSeq and is a predicted model, not a curated record. Gene Ontology annotation, cellular component: cytosol; aminoacyl-tRNA synthetase multienzyme complex; cytoplasm. Gene Ontology annotation, biological process: aspartyl-tRNA aminoacylation. Gene Ontology annotation, molecular function: ATP binding; RNA binding; aspartate-tRNA ligase activity. NCBI's taxonomy places the organism in Eukaryota, Metazoa, Chordata, Hyperoartia, Petromyzontiformes, Petromyzontidae.